AGUAACAUCCCAAGGUCCUCCGCGGUGCGCGCAGCUGUCUUCUCUCGACUUUUCUUGUAAUUAUAUUCCUGUCUUUCCGUUGGCGAAGUUUGCAGCCAGUACCGAAAGACGGCAACACGCUAUCGUAAAAUCGUAUAACAGCGUUGCUAAGCACUAACACAAGCGCGUUUCCCGACAGUCUUUGCUUUCUGACGAUGCCGCCUUCUGCCGCGUCCAUACGCCUAUGCGGGCUGCGGUUGAUUUGGGGGACGACUCACGCGACGCGCAGGUGUGAUUGGGCAAGUGUCCACCACUAGGCCAACGAGCGCAUGCGCGCGCCGCUAUCCCGCAAGCCUCCAAAUAACGCAUGUAUAUAUACAGCGUGCCGCGACUGCAGCGCUGCCACUCCGGCGUUUCGACGCCGUCGUGAUGUUUGACCGCAGACCGCCAUGUUUCUCUAUGAAAAUUAUGUGCCUUCGGUGGGUUCCAGCCAGGCGUUCCAGCUCCAGCAAGCCCGCAGGCAGUCAACAACGUAAACUAGUGUAACAUAACCUGCCACCUGUUCAGCGUUUCUAACUUAAUUGUUAAAGAACAAUUCGCGAAUCGACGAAAACGUGAUUUCUAACGACUUGGGUGACCAAUAAUAUAAUGAUGUCUCGGUCUGUGCGAGCAGAAACACGGAGUAGAGCGAAAGAUGACAUCAAACGGGUUAUGCAAGUUGUUGACAAAGUUCGCCAUUGGGAAAAGAAAUGGGUCACAAUUGGCGAAACUACAAUGAAAAUUUACAAGUGGGUGCCCAUAUCGACAUUAGAUCAAAAAAAGAAAGUAAAAUCUUCUGCAGUAGAAAAAGAAAAUGGUUUAGCAAGGAAGGGUGGCAUAGACUCUUCUAAUUCUAAUUUUGGACUCACAGAAGACUCCAACACGUGUUUCUCUACUGUAAGCGAUUCUCAAGGACUAACAGAUUUUUCAGCCCAUUUAGGAUUUUCAGAAGAUUCGAAUUCACAAAAUAGUGAGCCUGCACCUAAAAGACUGAAGACUGAUUAAAGUAUACAAAGCUAUUUGUAUGCUUUUUUAUCCACUUGAUCCUUGCUGAGGCAAUGAACGAAUCAUGAUCACCAUAGUGUGUAUGUUGUAUAAAAUAACUAUGAAACGUGGAAUGUUUGAUUGUGUUCAAGCAUAUCUACGUUUAGUGAGAUUUUCAAGAAUACUGUGAGUUUGUUUAUCUUUGUUUAAUGUGCAUCUGAAUAAUUGUGUUUUUAUAACUGAAAGUGCAGCCGGUUGUAUAUUGAAAGCUAAUUUCUGUUUAAGUAUAUUAAUAUAUGAAUAUUUGUUUCAAGUAUACAUCGAGCAAAUAUGACAUACAAACAUGAAUACUAUUUUAAAAUUUUAUACUGCACUUUCCGAAGAAUGUAUACAGAAGAUUUUUUUUUGAAAAUUGUAUCAGCUAAAGUACAAUAUAGGUACGAUAAAAUUGUAUAUAAUUUAGAUUAUAGUUUGUAGAAAUCUAGCAACUACACUUUUUAUACUAAAAUGUAUUAGUAAGUGAAGCUCCAUCAUUCACUUGAGUGUGAAGUAAAUUAAGCAUCAAUAAAUCAUUGAGACAAAAGAA
Molecule: messenger RNA, 1588 nt
Organism: Nasonia vitripennis (jewel wasp)
Lineage: Eukaryota; Metazoa; Arthropoda; Insecta; Hymenoptera; Pteromalidae
Gene: BCL7-like
Product: B-cell CLL/lymphoma 7 protein family member A
Exons: 5
Coding region: 628-1023 (131 amino acids)
Source: RefSeq, a predicted model, not a curated record